This is a messenger RNA of Syzygium oleosum, 681 nucleotides long. RefSeq lists its product as uncharacterized. The record is from RefSeq and is a predicted model, not a curated record. Lineage: Eukaryota; Viridiplantae; Streptophyta; Magnoliopsida; Myrtales; Myrtaceae. Bases 1 to 681 code for a protein of 226 amino acids. The transcript has a single exon.
AUGAGUGCUCGGGACCCGGCUGCGACCUCGACCUCGAAGGGGAAGUCAAAUCAAGAGCCCCGAAUAGACGAAAUUCUGCAGGCUCUAGCGACCGUGGGAGAACUGUUGGGACAGCAGGCCCAACAACGAAUGCCUAAUGCUGAGAAUGUGGCAGCAAAUGGAAAUGGAAAUGGAAAUGGUGGCUGUACGAUGCACGGAUUGGUUGAGCAAUUCCUGAGGCUCCGACCUCCGAAGUUUAUCGGAACUGGAGAUCCCGAAGAAGCGAAAUCCUGGAUCGAUGAACUCCAGAAGGCAUUUGAGCUUUUGAGAUGUUCUGAGGAAGAGAAAGUUACCUUAGCAGCCUAUCAACUACAAGGUAAUGCCAACUAUUGGUGGAAAGCGACCAAGGAAAUCGUGUUCCCAGAAAAUGCUGCUGUCAACUGGAAUGCUUUCGUUGAAGCAUUCAACGGAAAGUAUUUUUCCGAAUGUGCUCGUGACCGAAAGAUGAAGGAAUUCCUGCAACUUCAGCAGAACAACAUGACGGUGGACCAGUACGAAGCAAGGUUCGCUCAAUUGUCGAGGUAUGCCCUUAAAUUUAUUGAAGAUCCAGUGGAAAGGGCAAAAAGAUUCCGAGAUGGUUUGAACCCAGACAUCCGGAGUCAGUUGGUGCAGCUGAACCUCAAGGAUUACAACGAGCUGUGA